Habropoda laboriosa is the source of this 345-nucleotide messenger RNA. RefSeq lists its product as uncharacterized. NCBI's taxonomy places the organism in Eukaryota, Metazoa, Arthropoda, Insecta, Hymenoptera, Apidae. The record is from RefSeq and is a predicted model, not a curated record. The transcript has 2 exons. Bases 1 to 345 code for a protein of 114 amino acids.
AUGGUCAAAAUAUCUAAAGAACAGAAAUACUUGACAGAAAGUGCUAAAGGUAUAAUUCAAUCGAACAAACGGUUACAAACUUUUGGUCUUUGUUUUCAUGCAAUCAAUGAAAGAAACAAAGCAAAAAUAAAGUAUCUACAAUGUAAACUAAUUGCUCUAUCUGUAAACAAAUCCAACCAGUUUUCCAAUAAUGACAAAUUACAUCCAGAAAUAGAAAAUCUAUGUUAUAAGUUAAAAGAAAUGUUGAUGGAGCUGAAAUCAAAAAUACAGGAUUCUACAGCAUAUGAGGAAAAACUGAACAGAAUUUUCAAUGAAUUAUCUACAAAUUUUACAAAAAUACAAUAA